AUGCUUCAUAACCCCGCGAGUAAUCAGGCAUUUUCAAGAUUAAAAAGGGAAAGGAUAACUGACUUGCAGAAGAUCGUGCCAAUUUCAGGCAAUGUAGAAUCAGCCAAUCUUGGUAUUACUCACAAAGAUGAAGAAAUGUUGAGAGAAAGGGUUUCCGUCGUUUUCCACGCAGCUGCAACAGUGGAGUUCGAUAGACCGUUGAUAGAAGCGAUUAGGAUUAAUUAUGAAGGCACACAAAAAGUUAUUGAUCUGUGCAAAAAGAUCAAACAACUUCGGGUAAAA
Iphiclides podalirius (scarce swallowtail) is the source of this 282-nucleotide messenger RNA. Lineage: Eukaryota; Metazoa; Arthropoda; Insecta; Lepidoptera; Papilionidae. The record is from the annotation of a GenBank genome assembly.